UGUAGUUUUGUUUGAUGUUUUCUAAUUUACAGACAAACAACAAUCGUUUCUGCGUUUGACAUAAAUCCGUGGAAGUAUCGUCUUGCAAGUUUGUUUUAUUGAUUUACAUAAAUUUGUGUCCAAAUAAGUCCUGUGUUAUUAGUUUAAGAACCUAAUGACUUACGUCGCUGAUUAACUUAAGCAGGCAAAAUGGGCAAGAAAAAGGAUGCAUACAUGGACCGCGAAGACGACUUCCAUGGAUUUUCUCACAAGAAGCACAAAAAACAUAAGAAACACAAGAAAAGCAAAUACCAGCCGGAAGAAUUUACCCCUCCAACGUACGAUUAUGUCCCGGAGGAUGUCGAACAAACUGUUGAGGUAAUGGAAGAGAUCGAGUAUAUGGAAGCCGAUCCGGAACCGGAAAUUAUUACCGAGGUCGUCGAAGCGGAAACCGAGCCAGAACCAUCAACUUCCAUGACGAUUCCUCCAGUAGCUUCGACUUCAUGUAUUAUGCCUUCUCAGGGGCCAUCGUUAAAAACCACUCCCCAGGGUAAGAAUUCAUCGGUCACAAAGGCGUCGAAGAAAAAGAAAGGCAAAGGCAGGGACAGUGGCACUUCCAGCGAAGAAGAGCGAUGGCUUGAUGCUAUUGAGUCCGGGAAGCUGGAAGAAGUGGACGAUGAGCUAAAGAAGAUUAAACCCAAAGAUCCCAAACUAAUGACUGCUCGCCAGAGGGCAAUGUACGAGCGGAACACCGAUAAAGACACCAACAAUUUGAGCGGCGAAAUGUUGAUGGCACUUCCUACUGGAUACAAAGAAAAAGUAAUGACCGCAGAAGCGAUCCAGAAAGCUCAGUUAAAAUCCCAAAAGAGAAAACAGCUAGCAGAUGAAAAACGAGAAAAAGACAAAAAGAAAACCAUGGAGCGACUGCUAAAAAAGCAAGAUUCAAAGUCAGUGAAAGCCAUUAAAAACCGAGCAGCAAAAGCGCAACUUCCGAUGAUAACGUACGUGAAUACUGUCGAAGGUGCGACGAUUUCCCUACCGCCGAAUGUAGAAUUUCCCCUUCAACCGCAAAAACCCGUGGAUCCACCGAAACCCAUCAUUUGCGGCAUGCCCAACUGCACCAACAUCAAACGGUACAACUGUUCGAAAACCAAUAUUCCACUGUGCAGCUAUCGGUGCUACAAAAUGAAUGUGGAUUCAAUAAAGCAGAUCAUAUGCUAGUAGUC
This is a messenger RNA of Aedes aegypti (yellow fever mosquito), 1205 nucleotides long. RefSeq names its product INO80 complex subunit B. The transcript has 2 exons. The coding region runs from base 190 to 1200 and encodes 336 amino acids. Gene Ontology annotation, cellular component: Ino80 complex. The record is from RefSeq and is a predicted model, not a curated record. Gene Ontology annotation, biological process: chromatin remodeling. NCBI's taxonomy places the organism in Eukaryota, Metazoa, Arthropoda, Insecta, Diptera, Culicidae.